This is a messenger RNA of Danio rerio (zebrafish), 3310 nucleotides long. The record is from RefSeq and is a predicted model, not a curated record. NCBI's taxonomy places the organism in Eukaryota, Metazoa, Chordata, Actinopteri, Cypriniformes, Danionidae.
AUAAAUGCAUGUGUGUAUAAUAUAAGUACACAAAUUUAUUAUGUCAAAAAAAACUUUUAUUUUGGAUGCAAUUUAUUUUUGUCCAGCAAUAAUUUUAAACUAUAAUAAGAAACUCAAUAUAACAAUUUUAAAGAAUAAUGGAAUAGUAUAUCAACAGUACAAAACAACACUUUUCUAUAUUCACAGAGAUAAGUUUGUCGUGUGUGUGUGUGCGUGCGUGCGUGUGUGUUUUCAUGUGAAGAUAACUUGCCUGACCUUAUGUUACUCCCUUUAACACGUAAAAAGCAUCAUGUUUUGCAGAGGAGUGUCCAGGACGCUUUAAACGCCUGUUACUCUGUCUCAUGUCUCCUCCCCUUUCCUCUCUCUUUUUCCUUCAUCUGUUUAGGACUCCUCUCUCUAGAGUUCAGUUUGCAGAGUGAUCUUCAGCUUCAGACUGACCUUUUCUCUGGAUUUCAGCAGCCUCUUUUUUUUAAGGGGAAUUUGCUCAGUCAUGUUGGGUUGGAGAGGAACACUUCUGUGUGCAUUUCUGUCUCCGCUUUGGACAUUAACUCCAGGUUCUGCUGAUAAAGGCUGCAGUGGCUUUGGGCACUUGGAAAAUGGACGUAUGUUCUUCCGCUAUGGAGGAUUGUAUGUUACCUUCACCUGUAAUCCAGGAUUUCGGAUACACGGUUACCGUACUAGCAGUUGUGUGUCCGGACAGUGGGCUAGAGAUCCUCCGCUAUGUGUAGCAUCAGGAUGCCCAGGUCCAGGUGAUCUCCUGCAUGGCAGCGCUGUGGUGUCUAGAGACAGAUCUCUGGCAUCCUUCAGCUGUGAUGCUGGAUUCUAUUUGUCUGGAUCUGCACUGCUCUACUGCAAGGGGAAAAACUGGAACAGCACUAAACCUGUCUGCAAAGUGGCAGAUAUCAUGAGUGUUCUCCAUCUGAAUCAAGAGUUUUUACAUGGUCCAGCAUAUGUUCCUACAAGUCUAAAAAAUCACUUGCAUAGCCAUUUAAACACCAUGGCCAUCACAGCUCACAAAGACACGUUUCUCAAAUCAGCUUUACUUGAAGUUCCUCACGUGACACUCGACUUAACUGACGACAAGCAAACCAGUAGAAAACCUGUAGAGAAAAAGCCCUCAAAGAGUGUUUUGUUUGCAGCUGAGCCAAUCAAAAACCCUGAAAACAUCAAGGAUCUAAUCAGGAGCUCUGAUCUUCAGAAGCCAGUUCCAGUGACAUCCAAUGUGAACACAAUGUCAUUCGCAAGUUCCUUUUACAAUUUUAUUUUAACCACCACAUCAAGCAGCUUUAAUACUCCAUCAGUGAACUCUCAACAAGUCAAAAUCAUGGAUCAGAUGUUUACUGAAACACCAUACAGAAGGAAUGAGAAAGGAUAUCAGUCCACAUGUGUUACAGAUACAACCUCAGUCACUACAUCUGCUGAGCGUUUACUAGAAUACCUUAAAAAUAAACCAUUAACUACACUUGCACCAAACAUCAACACAUUGGGCACAAAUGACUAUCUACAAUCAGGGAUCCUCGACAAUGAACAUUCAGCCACUUUUAAAUCUCCAACAGCAAGUUAUCCUAGAUUUAUGCUCUCUGAAAAUGAGUCUGCUAACUAUCUGAAGCCAACUGCUCCAUCUACUUGUAGAGGACUCUGUGAACAAGAUGUUCAGAAAACAUCUCCAUCAACAAAUCCCAUUGGACAUGCAUCAUCUAGCAUGCAGAUCACUAAAAUAGCAUCUGAUCUUCCUCCAGUAGAUGUUCACCGCUUCAUUUAUAAUGCUGAAGAUCAGCAAGUCAAUGACAAAAGCAACCAGAGUGACGUUAAACUGACAUUUGAAUCUCUUGAAGAUCUUCCAAGUUUUCCAACUAGAAAACGUCCUGUCUGUCCCUACCCUCCAUUUCCUUCUCAUGGAACGUUCUACUUUCGAUCUAUUAAGAAUCCUGGGCCGCUCCAAUAUAAGCAUUAUAUUCAGUAUGCAUGUUAUCCUGGAUAUACACUGACUAGUGGUGACGUCUACAGCUAUUGUGAACACGAUGGACAAUGGAGUGGCCAGACACCUCUCUGCUUAGAAUUAACUCCUUGCUCCUUACACAAUGGUGGAUGCUCUCAGAUCUGCCGUGUCAAUGAACAUCAUCGUGCCCAGUGUGUUUGCAAACCAGGAUUUCUGCUUUUAGAGGACCAGCGCACUUGUCGAGAUUUGGAUGAGUGUGUGGAGGAGCUGCACCUGUGCCAGCAGGCCUGUGAAAACACCUUGGGCUCAUACAGGUGCAGUUGCAGUCCAGGAUUUCAGCUCUCUGCAGACGGGACAUCCUGCUCUGAUGUGGAUGAGUGUCAGCUUGUUGGUCGGGCCCUCUGUGAAUUUGGCUGCAUUAAUACACCAGGCAGUUUCCAGUGCUUGUGUGCUGAAGGGCACCAGCUGGACAGCACAAACAGACAUUGCAUAGACAUUAAUGAGUGUGAGGAGGAACAGUUGCAUAUGUGCGAGUGGAAGUGUGUGAAUCUGCCUGGUACUUACAAAUGUAUCUGUCCUCGUGGAUACAGACUGCACUCUAAUAGACAUCAAUGUGAAGAUAUUAAUGAGUGUGAACUGAAAAACGGCAGCUGUUCACACCUCUGCAUAAACCACAGAGGCGACUACAAAUGUGCCUGUCCAGAAACACACAGAAUAUCCCCAUACAACCCAAAAAACUGUCUGCCAGUAGAGAGACACCUGAAAAUCACUUGAGGAUAUUUUUCUGGUUUUGUAUAUUAUUUUACCUGACUUUUGUAUUGUAUACAAUAUAGUUCAUAUUUUGCACCCACUUUAUAUGCGUAAGCUCUAAUGGUGAUGGAGACAUUGGUCCUAACUAUAUGUGUAAUUUAUAUGUAUAUACACUGUAUUUAUGAUAUUUAUUAUUCUAAAUUCAUGUUAUUGCUUACCAAGAAUGUGGUGAUUUCUUACCACCUGUUGUUUUAGAACGGUAAUCUAAUGGAUUGUUUUUAUUUUGGUUGAGAUGUGAUGCUGCGGCACCACCCAGUGGUCAGAUUGCGGUGUUACAUUCCUGAGAAAUGACCACAUAAACACCUUACAGCCAUUUUAUUAGGUACAUCUUGCUACUAAUGUCGUCACACUCAUUUUGCCUUCACAUCUGCCAUAAUUUACUGAUGUAAACAUUUAACAAUGUGCUGGAAUUAUUCAUCUGAGAUUCUGAUUGUAGCAUCACCUUGUUGGCUGCACAUUCAUAAAUCUCAAACACAUCACAAAGGUUCUCAUUUGGACAGAGAUGUGAUGGCAAUGGCAUAUUGAGAAUAUUCCAGUAAACUUAUUAUCAUGUUCAAGAAA